AUGCCUUCCAAGGACUUUACGGUUCUGAUCGCCGGCGGCGGGAUAGCUGGCUUGACGCUGGCGAACCUGCUCGAGCGCGUGGGGAUCAACUAUCUCAUUCUCGAGGGGUAUCGAGAGAUGGCCCCCCAGGUGGGCGCAAGUAUCGGCAUUUUGCCCAAUGGUUCUCGUGUUCUCGACCAGAUUGGACUCUACGAUGAGAUCAGGAAACUCAUCGAUGAGCCUCUUUACAAGAUGUCUCUUCGCGACUCCAAGGGCAACCCGACGAGUGAGUAA
This is a messenger RNA of Colletotrichum tamarilloi, 273 nucleotides long. RefSeq names its product FAD binding domain-containing protein. The transcript has a single exon. Bases 1 to 273 code for a protein of 90 amino acids. Gene Ontology annotation, molecular function: FAD binding. Lineage: Eukaryota; Fungi; Ascomycota; Sordariomycetes; Glomerellales; Glomerellaceae. The record is from RefSeq and is a predicted model, not a curated record.